AUGCUACUCCACUUCCGACCGUGCAUGCUGCGUCCUACCAACGUCCGUGAGUCUGUGAUCAUCGGAGCCAUGUUGGCAGUCAAGAAGGAGGGGCUGAAGCUCAGCACGCUCAAGGCGGAGGACCAGGAGGCCCCAGCCAUUUCCGAGAGCUUCGAAGCAGACGCAGAGGGAGCAGCGCCGCAUGCAGCCAUCCCCGCAUCCACGCUCGUGCCCUUCCCGCUGCUGCUGAGCGCGGAGGCGUACACCCCCUGGACCAUCCCCUUCCGCAGCGCCAAGGACCCCCCCGGCCAGCUCACCGACACCGAGAUCACGUGGAUUGACGUCUUCCGCCGCAGCAUCGAGCCCUUCGGGAAACGAGCUGCUGGCGACGAGUCUGUGGAGAACGCUGCAGAGAAGGCGAAAGUCUUCGAAGAGAAAUACGCAGCGAUCCUCGAUGACUUUGCCAAGGAUCCAAGCAGCCAUGGUGGCCCUCCCAACCCAGUUAAUUUGUGCCGUCUGAGGGAAGUCUGCUUGACAGAGGCCGGUUUCAAAGACAUCUUCAAGAAGACCAAGGCGGAGGAGAACGAGAAGGCGCUGGCCAUGCUGCCGGCAACGCUGAAGAGAAUUGAUGCGGUGGAGGACUUGAAGGAGCGGAUAGAGCUGCUGGUCAAGGGCGUGCUGGCUGGGAACAUCUUUGAUCUGGGAGCCAACAACUCCGCAGCACUGGUGGAGGGCGAGGGGCUGUCGUUUGAGAAGAGCUUUCAGCAGCUGCUGCCACGCCCGUGGGUGUUUGACCACGUGGCUGAGUUUCAGAAGGCGUGGCUCGACCGCACGUGGAAGAAGGUGGUCGUGUUUUGCGACAACUCCGGGGCAGACCUGGUGUUGGGGGUGCUGCCGCUGGUGAGGGAGCUGGUGAGGCAAGGCGCACAGGUGGUGGUGGCGGCUAACGACAUGCCCUCCAUUAAUGACGUCACUUACAAUGAGCUCCUUUCGCUUGUGCAAAAGGUGCAAGUGACAUUAGAGGACGAGACUAUAAGCGCAGGCAUUGACAGUGGGCGUAUUCUUAUUGUCAACUCAGGCAGCGACGUUCCCGUUGCUGACCUGGCACACAUAUCCCCUGAGCUGGCAUUUGCUGCUGAAGACGCUGAGCUGGUCAUUAUGGAGGGCAUGGGCCGUGCCAUAGAGACCAAUCUGCAUGCGCUCAUGACAUGUGAUAAGCUCAACAUCGGCAUGGUGAAGCACAAGGAGGUGGCUGAUUUCCUAGGCGGUCGCAUCUACGACUGUGUGGUCAAAUACACCCCAGGGGACUAUGUCCCCACACCCUCCCGGGCUCCCAAGGUUGGACUUCUGGUCACUCCUAAUAUUUUACGGUACUACAUUAUGAACUGA
Molecule: messenger RNA, 1368 nt
Organism: Closterium sp. Yama58-4
Lineage: Eukaryota; Viridiplantae; Streptophyta; Zygnematophyceae; Desmidiales; Closteriaceae
Source: the annotation of a GenBank genome assembly